AUGACUCGACCUCUAAAGAGACGGAGAGAUCCCAAAUAUGACACCGAAAAUGGCAUUUCGUAUAGGGAUGCUCAGAGACAGGCUGUCUGCCACGAUGGAACAAAUGCUCCCUGUUCUCUCGACUCUGUCAUGGAGCUAGACUUGUCGAGUGAUACGAAUGGCAUUGGAGAUGACAUCCCAGUUGCAGAAGGGAAAUUCAGCGAGGAAAGGAUAUGUUAUGGAGCGAUCUGCGGAGCACAGGUUCUUCUGAAUCCUCACACUGAGAUACCUAAUGAGACGCAGCCGUGGGCCAGGUACUGCGUAUUUAAGAUGGAGCCUGACGGAAGAACUCACUACUUGAUUGAUGGCAGAGAGACCAGCUCGAAGAAGAGAUCAGUUCUUGACUGCGAUACAGCCGCGAUUCUGACGCUCGUGGCUAAAAGAUCCGGAGAAAUAUCUUUCGCAGCGGUCUUUGGAGUCGAUGUAUUUCGUGGCAAGCGGAAGAGGUCUGGAAAGGGCCUACCUAUCGACAUCUCAGUCAACAUCUAUGGUCCUAGAAACUUGAUCAGCGACGUUGAUAAGGCGUUGUCCGAGAUUGGCACUUAUCGCACUUACCUCCAGCAUCCUGUAUUCCUGGAACCUGGUAUCCCAUACAUUAACCCCCAGUUCUUUUACCCAACUUCUCAGAAGACCGACCUCAGACAUUUGGUUGGCUCAAGCUCUCGGGAAAUCCACACUAAAUCCAAGAUUUCUCAAGAAGUUGAAGAUGUUAUGGAAUCCUUGGACGUUUUAUCAGAGGAGAUUACGGUGCCCAGUGGUGGUGGCCAAGAUCUACAUCCGAUUCUGGAUCGGUUCCUUCUUAACACAAGACCGAAAGAGCACCAGCUGAAAGGUGUUGAGUUCAUUCUCGGCCGCGAGAGCGAGGAAGUAGCCACGCAAAUGCACAGACACAUGCUCUUAUCGAUCCAUCAUAGUGCGAUUCUUUGCUCGAAGCAACUGGCUCAGUCUUUCUCCUACGACACCAUGAGCAAUAGCGAGAGGAAUCAUGCACCGCUGAGCAUCACUCUUGUUGUUUUGCCAUCUCGACAGGUGCUUGAUGUUUGGCAGAAUGAAAUCGAUAGGCGCUUUCAACCUCACACAUUCAAAACUGUCACUUUCCACGGAGACGCGCGACCCAAAAAGCGAGAACUUCUUCUCGGUCACGACAUCGUCCUCACGACUUAUCACACCCUAGAAAAUGACAAUCGGGGAAAAGGGAUUCUGAACUCCAUCAAUUGGUCGAGAGUUGUACUUGAUGAAGACAAUCAAACAGCCCAUCAAAUACGAAACUCUUCGAUCAAACUGCACAAAGCCGCUGCUGCCCUCGAAAGCGAUACUCGAUGGUGUCUGACCGGAACGCCCAUUCAAAAUAGCUUCGACGACCUCAGAUCACUGUUGAAAUUCCUGCGGUUUGAACCCUUCUGCCGAAGCAACCUUUUUGAACAGCACAUAGUCAAGCCUUUCAGACAGGAACAGCAGGAUCAACCGAGCGGACUCGAUGAGGCGAGAAACCUGAAAAUCAUGCUCAAAGUGUGUUGCUUGCGGAGAACACAAGCGAAGCUGGACCUUCCAUCCAGCAGCAUACAAAAGGUCGACGUAAAGCCAACUGAGACUGAGAAGUCAAUGUUUACAAGUAUUCUCGACCAAUGCAAAGAAGAUUUUGACAAGAUGGCCGGCAAAGAAGGGAACUGCAAGAAGUCCAAUGUCCUUUUUUCAGCAAUCAUGAAACUCAGAAGGGUUUGCAACCACGGAGCUAUUCCUAUCAGUGCUUGCGGCUCAAAACGCACGAAUCAGUUGGCUGUGCCCAAAGCGAAACGGAAGGUCUCAAGGUCACCGAGUGCAGAGCCAGCUUGCGAAUUUUGUGAUGAAAAGACUGGAAAUAUUGAUCUGAUUGGUGGCCUUGACAGCUGUCCCAUUUGUGGUCGACUGGAAUCUGAGAUGAAUGACGAAGCUUCCUCCCUGGCGCCCUCACCUAGGCCGAUACCAUCUCCAACGCCAUCUAUGAUGGAUAUCGAUACACCGGAGCCUUCUACUGGAGAGUUUUACAGACAGUCGGGCCAUGAGUUGAAACAGAAAUCUUCAAAGAUGUCAGCGGUCGUGGACAACAUCAAGAAAUCAUGCCUGGAGGCGGGGUCUAAGAGUGUUGUGUUCUCGAGUUGGAGAGACACUCUCGAUGUACUGGCAGCCAUAUUGGGAGCAGAAGGUAUUGCUUUUGUUCAGGUUGACGGGCGUAACCCGCUGCUAGGCCGAACAGAGCUACUUAACAAGUUCUGUCAGGACCCAAUGAUUCGAGUUCUUCUCAUAUCCAUCAACACUGGAGCAGUUGGUCUCACUCUCACGGAAGCAAACAUGGUACAUAUCGUUGAACCGCAGUGGAACCCAGCCAUCGAAGAACAGGCGAUUGCAAGAGUUACUGUUGUAAAAUUGCAAGAGAAGAAGACGCGAAUCAUCAAGCUAUCGAUGCAAGACAAGGAUGGCGCUGAAUCCGAUGCGAACUUGGAUAGUUUCAAGUUUGCCAUCGAUCCAAAUGAGUGGGGGGUUGUACCAUAA
This is a messenger RNA of Fusarium fujikuroi IMI 58289, 2568 nucleotides long. RefSeq names its product related to promoter binding protein RUSH-1alpha. Lineage: Eukaryota; Fungi; Ascomycota; Sordariomycetes; Hypocreales; Nectriaceae. Bases 1 to 2568 code for a protein of 855 amino acids. Gene Ontology annotation, molecular function: ATP-dependent chromatin remodeler activity; ATP binding. The record is from RefSeq and is a predicted model, not a curated record. The transcript has 11 exons.